AUGGACGUCGAUGAGGGUGUUAAACAGCCAAAGAAAUUUAGUUCAGAAGCUUUCUCAGAUGCCAUGACAAAGAUUUUGGGCAGUACAUUGACUGGUUCAGAUAGAAGACAACCCAUUCUUGCAAGGUCUAAGGGUUUAGAACGUAAACUUGAAGAUGAAAAGUUGGAUUAUAAAGCACGUAAGAUUAUGUCAGCCGAAAAGAAAGCAUUAAAGGAAAAGGGCCGUGUCAUUCCCGACUUCACCACUUUUGAAUAUGAAAAGAGAUUGAGAAAGGUCGCAACACGAGGUGUUGUCAAACUAUUCAAUGCUAUUCGUACACAACAAAAGGUCACCGAAGUGGCUGUUCAGAAUGCUUCGGAAACACGUAAAACCUUGGCUUCGAUAGAAAAGGCAAAGAAUGUCUCAACAAUGUCCAAAUCAAGCUUUUUAGAUCUCUUAAAAACUGGACAAAAAUAA
Molecule: messenger RNA, 456 nt
Organism: Mucor mucedo
Lineage: Eukaryota; Fungi; Mucoromycota; Mucoromycetes; Mucorales; Mucoraceae
Product: Rrp15p-domain-containing protein
Exons: 2
Coding region: 1-456 (151 amino acids)
Biological process (GO): maturation of LSU-rRNA; maturation of 5.8S rRNA
Cellular component (GO): preribosome, large subunit precursor
Source: RefSeq, a predicted model, not a curated record